UAUACCUUUAAGAAACAAAACAUUUUUAUAGGUUUUGGAUCAUUUUAAGAACCAAAAGUCCCUUUAAGGUAAAUAGUUUAAUAUAACAACAAAUAUUAAAAUUUUCUAGCAAAUAAAAAAUAUCCACCUUUAAUUAGCAGAUAAAAAAACUAACCUCAGCCACGCAAGGAGAAUUUACACUUGCAUCUAUUAGGUUUAAUCUGAGCCACAAACUUUAACCUUGAUUCUGCAGUCUUCUCGACCUAAGCAUACUCACCCAUUGGGGUGCUCACAUGCAUGAAGCUAUUCAAGUACAUAAAGGCUUAAAGAAUCAAGAUCAUAGGGGUCUAAUCCUGCCAUAUUUAAAAACCACAAACAGAAAUCUGUGCGUUUUCUCUUUUAAUAAAUUUAACCUCCAAAACGUUGUUAAAAAAAUAUAUCUGUUAGCGUACAAUUUGGGUAUACACCUAUAAGUAUAAUGGGGAACACUGAAAAUAAGCUAAAUUAAAUGCUUAAAGUUUAAUAUUUGCUUUGAAGUUAGCACUGACUUAUUUUUAUAUCAACUUGCUACAUACUAUUAACUUAUAACUAAACCUUGACACCAUUUUGUUUACUUAGCUCAUUUCUGCAGCCCUUGAUCAUAUACACAGUUCCUUAUGAAAUCAGGGCUUCAUGAGUUGUACUAUGUACAUAAUUAAGAAUUGCAGAACUUGGUCAAGAGUUACUACUGCAGUGUUUGUACACCUUAUUGUUACUGCUCUCUCACCGGUUAUAAAUCUCAAUAUGGAUUAUCAAUAUCCUACCUGCAUUUUUCUGUUUAGACCAUGCAACGAGAUGCUUGCUUGGAAUACAGAAUCUGAAGAUCUAUCUAAUUACAAGCUGUUGUAAUUAGUAACUUUUAUUUAGAUGCAGCUUUGGGGUCAGAUCACAAACAAAAGCGAUUGAAACAACUACAGUGUUCUGAACAGUUAACUCUUCCCUGCCACUAAUCCAUGAAUUACUGACAAAACACUGAGGGAAAGGCAAGAGUCACUCACAAAAUAUUGGGUUUUCAUUCCCUUGUUUUACAACCAUAAUCCAGGAAUCAAAAAAGAUCCAGUUAAUAUCAGGGUGUGAAAUUUAAUUAUCAUACUCCUACCCCAAAUAAAGCAGCUUUUAGGACAUAAUCAGGAAAAAAAAGCAAUUUAAGGGAGAAAAACAUAUCAGAAUAAGAGAAAGAUAAAAACCAAACCUAAUUACAAGUAAGUAAUUGGUAUAUAUUUCCUCUUCUUUUCCAUCCUACACUAUUGUCCAGAACAGAGCAGACAGACUAAAAAGGGCAGGCUUGUCAUCAUUAUACUGCAGUUUUUAAGAUCAGAUAUUACUUGUACCAAACAAAGAGCAGGCUUAUCAUCAUACUGAAGUUUUUAAAAUCUGACAGAAUCAGGACAUAGCCAUACCGGAACGGAAAAAAUAAGACUAUACUGAAGGCUUGCAUAUACCUAAGGUAUUCUCAGUCUAAUCAAGACAGCUUUCCCUAAAUGUCCUCAUUUAUUUUGGAGAAGGAUGAGGACAGCGACUUAAAUCAUUCAGCUGUAACACAUAUGAAGUCUCUCUCUGAACAGUGAACACAAGAUUAAUAGUAGCUUAAAUGCACUGAAUUCCUUUAGUCAGGUAAGACUAAAUUCAGUCACUCAUUUGACACAAGCAAGUAAAAACUGUUUUCUAAAUAAGGAUUCAGUUAUGACAAAACACUGUGCAAAAAGUACAAUUAGUGCCAACACGCCAUAGCAUUAUCCAGGGUCUUGCAAGGGCUACAAAAUUCAACAGACAAUCUUAGAAUCUCCUCUUCAACAUACUUUAAAACUUUUAAUACGGAUUUGGAUGAGUCCACAUAAAUGCAAGGGGUUAAAUUCACCCAUACUUCCAAAUAUUAAGAGUUGCUGGAGCUCAGCCCACACUAUAAAACUUUAGAGCUGAUCCCGUGAUGAAAGGAUGAACAUAGAGAUUUAAAAUAACUACAGCCAGACCAACAUUCCUCCCAAGCUUAGUUUGACAUGAUGGGACUGGAAGUAAUAAGAACACCAAUAUCUUCAACCCUAAAACAUAGAAAGAGUCUGCGCUUAGCUUUUAUCUGAAAUAGAAAGACAACUUGGUUCUCUUCUCUCUCUCUCUCAUGAAGGAUAAGAAGCCAUAAUAAAGCAUAACAGAGAUUACAUUAAAGUUUAAAGUUGGGGCUCAGGAGCUGUUAGCAAGAUCAGUUAUACAAGCAAUCACAUCCAGCUCUCUUCCUUUUACUUACUACUCCAAACUUCUUGACCCUCUUUCUUCUCAGAUGCUGAGAACAGGAAGGGGGAACAUAUUUCCAAAGGAAAGAAAGAUCAAAGGUGUGCUUUCAAAAUCUAUACCUUAUUUAUUCUUAUAUUUAUAUGCUGCUCUCCCAAAGAUGACUCGGGGCAACUUACAAUAAAAGAUUCCCCAACCAGCAUCCCAGAAAUGUAAAACUCCACCUUCCCCCAAAUCACUUCCUUGCCCAUGACCCAGGAGAGCAAACCCUCUGGCUCAUCCCAACCAUACUUCCUAAUCUUCCCAACUUCCAAUUAUUUCUAGGUUUAGAAAAUCUUUUCCUAUUCCCCUUCCCUCAUGCCCACCCACUCCCAUUCCACUCACUCAGGCAAGCCCCAUUUUCCCAUCUCAAUGGUCUCUCCUAAUUCCAUACCCAUCUGUGGAACUGCCCCCCCCCCAAGCCUACAAAUACUCUCCCUUCCCCCAACAAGCGCAACAUUCAGUUCAAAAGAACCACAACAGUGAAAUAGAGAAGCCCCUUCAUUAUCACCAACAGUUAACGCUAAAGGGAAAUACUGAAGGACAUCCUUGAGUGUCCCCCCAUCUAAGGGAGGCCUGCCAGCUCUGUAAGAGAUACAGCCAGCCUGGUCCUCUCUCAGUUCAGGUAGUCAAGAUGGUACCUGGACUGGGCCCCAGCACUCCCCGUCACCCCGUGGAUUGAUUGCCAAGCUACAUUUGUAAAAUCGAAGGAACAAAAUAUGAACAAUAUUACUACAUUACUUUUAAAAAUUAUUUCUCUCUCAUCCUAUCAUAUAAACACCCAGUCACAAAAAAAAGAGAUCCACUAAACACAGGACUUCACAAAAAAAUCUGAAAUACAUACAUAGCACAAGGUGUAAUCUUGCAAGGAAAUGAGUCAGGAGGUUCAUGCCAAAUUAGUUUAUAAAUAAAAUAUGAAAAGCAACCCAAUGAAUACAGCGUAAGGGAGGUUUUCGUUAGUGCAACAGCUGUACAUGCAAAUAAACAGUUGAAAUCUAAGCAGACCUACCAGACAAGUCAAAGAAUUUCCAUAGACCAAAAAGGUUACAGGUUUCUAGAACUGUAAUUUAAUGAAGCUGGUUCACAGAUUGCAACUGAAGGAACCAGCCAAUUGCUUUUGCAGUAUUCAUUCAUCUUUAUAAAAAUGUUAGAGAUAAAACUCUACUUAAAACAAAGAUGGCACUUUUCUUCCAAGCCCUUUUUUUACAAUUAUUUUAUGUAAAAAUUUACUUCUGGAUAAAAAAAUCUCAGAUUCUUUUGAAUUAUUCUAAAAAAAAAAAUUAAAACUUUUUUGACAGCAGGAGUUAACUAACUGUUGGGGAGAAUUGUUUCUGCAUUUCAGAAUGUUUCUGUAUUUCAAUUCAAAUAUUCUACACUGGAAAAAUUCAAAGGCUUAGUUUUUUAAAAAAUACCUCCUAUUGAGUAUUGUGUAAAGGUAUUCAUUUUUUUUUUUUUAACUUCUAAACAGUUCUAAUAUCUAUUUUUUCUAUCUUCUCCCCUAUUUCUUUUUCCUUAAAGGAAGUUAAGGCAGUUACCUGUUAAUUAACAGUUACUACUAAAAUUUGAAUCACACAGGAGUCAGGAAACUCAGAGUUAAAGUUUCCAAAGUAACUUUAACCUGGCCUCCUUGAAUAUAUGCAUUACAAUAGGGUUUUCCUUUGCUCUCAUUCCACUACCCCCCAUCUUUACCACUUUUCUCCUCAGUGAGGAGAUGCCUUUGACCUUAUAUAAUUUAAGGAAGAUAUUCAAAAGUUUCCUAACAUUGUUAACACUGAUUCAGUUCUACUGAUGUCUGUAAUGUUGCGAACUUGGCAUACACAGGGUUAGUGCAUCCUCCCCACCCAAACCUUAGCCCAGCAAGAACAAAGAAACAGCACAGCACAGAGCAAGAAUGGCAGAGCAAAGGACCACUCAGGUAACCCUUCCUCCCCCAGCCUAUAUGAUUCCCUCCCCCAUCUCAGCCAAGUCUGUCAGAGAAGAAACCCCUGGGUGUUAAGCAACUAAAGGCUCAAGCAGGGUACCACACUCAAGAUAUUGCAGCUGGAAGUACUGAACUGAUGGUGUCAAGAUUAUUUACUCCGUUCCUUCUCUGGAUACUCUCUCCUCUGAAUUAAUGGGCUGUUUUAUACCAACUCCCUUCUAUCCUUUCCCUUACAGACACCUCAAGUGAGUCAUGCUCCACUGCUCUCCAUGCUCACCUCUUUUCUUUCUCCUUUAGGCUCCCCAAGCCAAAAAUGCGUCUCUUCCCUAAUGGCCCUUCCCCCCCAAACAGGAACAAAUGUCUAAAGAGAAACAUUUUUAGAACAAAAUGUUUGCUAGUCAUCACAUUAUGCAUAGUUAGUACAUUAUAUCCUUUCCGCCCCCUCCCAUGCUUAGCCUAGUCCAUUUAGGAUUUUUUUUGGUUCUUCAGGGAUUCUUUUACCCUAUAUUUGCACAAUGCCUAAUGUAAUGAAGUCUUGAUUCUAAUUGUUCUCAAGGUGUCCUCAAGGUAAGAUUUAUUUUCCUGUUUUAAUUCCUAUAAUAAAUUUAUCAAAACAAAUCUUAUCAACCUACAGCUUAAGUCAGCGGUAGCCAGCAGUCUUCUUUACAUAAGACCCCAGACAUCCUUAAGCAAGAAGAGUUAAAAUGAGGAAUAAACUUGUUCUAUGUUUGUAUGACACCUUGCACAAUAGGAUCCUACUCCGAAACAAAUAACACUGUCUCAUUGAUGCAGCCCAUGAUCCAGCCCACUGAUUACUACCCCAUGGUCCUAAUCCAUGUGGGUACUAAUGAUGCGGCCAGAAGCCCUGAUCACCUGGUGAUGGACGACCAUGCUCUGGGGGGCAUGCUGAGGGAGAUAGGAGCACAGGUGGUAUUCUCUUCUGUCCUACCAGUGAGCGGACGUGGAAGACGACAUGUGACCUGCAUCAGAGAGACCAACUGGCGGCUUUGGGAAUGGUGCCUCAAGGCAGGCUUCGGCUUCCUAGACAACAACCCACACAACAGGACGAGAGACAUGCUCAGGUGGGAUGGGCUUCACCUUUCCCCCACAGGAGGUGCACAGCCCCACCAGGGGAGACGCCUUGUUGGAUCUGGUGCUGGCCACAGGCGACCUCGUGGGGGCUGUGGGUGCUGGACCACCUGGGUGACAGCGAUCAUCGCCUGCUGGAAUUCACCAUCCAGCGCAAGGUGGCAAAAGUCAGCAGCAAGGCGGCAAAAGUCAGCAGCAAGGCGGCAGCCCCGGACUUCAGUAGGACAGAUUUCAAUGAGGGACCAGAUCAGCCCAUCCGCCAGGACCCCCUCAGGCCCCAGGGGAGGCACACCCAGGCCUAGGGUCAGUGAUGAUCUAGUCAGGGAACUUCUGGAGGGACUGGAUGUAUUUAAAUCAGCUGGUCUUGACAACCUCCACCCCAGAGUGCUGAGGGAGUUAGCAGAGGUCAUUGCGGGACCCCUGGCACCGCUUUAUGAGCACUCAUGGUGCUCUGGUGUAGUGCCAGAGGCCUGGAAAAGGGCCAAUGUGGUUCCCAUUUUCAAAAAAGGAAGGAAGGAAGACCCAGGGAACUAUAGGCCAGUUAGUCUUACCUCAAUCCUCGGUAAGCUUUCUGAGAGAAUUAUCCUGGCGCGUGUCCAUGAGGGGCCAGCAGGGGAGGUUAUGCUUAGGGGCAAUCAACACGGGUUCAUUAGAGGAAGGUCCUAUCAGACCAACCUGGUGGCCUUCUAUGACCAGGUCACAAAAUCCUUAGACGCAGGGGUAGCAGUGGACGUAGUCUUUCUGGACUUCAGGAAGGCCUUCGACACGGUCUCUCACCCCAUUCUCAUUAAAAAGUAGAGGACUGUGGUGUCGACACCUACACAGUCAAAUGGGUCACUAACUGGCUGGAGGGCCGCACCCAGAGAGUGGAGGGGUCAUUUUUGACCUGGAGGGAUGUGGGCAGUGGGGUUCCCCAGGGCUUGGUCCUCGGACCUGCACUGUUCAACAUCUUCAUCAGUGACUUGGACGAGGCGGUAAAAAGCACCGUGUUCAAAUUUGCUGAUGACACUAAGAUGUGGGCACGCUAGAAGAGAGGAAUAGGCUGCAAUUAGACCUAGACAGGUUACAGGGGUGGGCAGAUGAGAACAGGAUGGGUUUCAACACUAACAAGUACAAGGUGCUGCACCUGGGGAGGAAGAACCAGCAGCAGACCUACAGGCUAGUGAACUCCCUUCUUGUCAGUGCACAGGCAGAAAAGGAUCUUGGAAUCAUUACCGAUGCCAAAAUGAACAUGGUCCGACAGUGUGGGGACACGGUCAGGAAGGCCAACCACACCUGGUCAUGCAUCCACAGAUGCAUCUCAAGCAGGUCGAAGGAAGUGAUCCUCCCUCUCUAUGCAACACUGGUCAGGCCGCAGUUGGAGUACUGCGUCCAGUUCUGGGCGCCGCACUUCAGGAGGGAUGUGGACAGCAUUGACAGGGUCCAGAGGAGGGCCACUCGCAUGAUCAGGGGGCAGCAGGGCAGGCCCUACAAGGAGAGGCUAACGGACCUGAAUCUGUUCAGCCUCCACAAGAGAAGGCUGAAGGGAGAUCUAGUGGCCUGUUACAAACUAGUCAGGGGGGACCAGCAGGCAUUGGGGGAGUCCCCGUUCCCCUGAGCACUGCCAGGAGUGACUAGAAAUAACGGUCACAAGCUGGCAGAGGGUAGAUUUAGACUAGACAUCAGGAGGCGUUACUUCACUGUCAGGGCGGCUAGGAUCUGGAACCAACUUCCAAGAGAAGUGGUGCUGGCUCCUACCCUGGGGGUCUUUAAAAGGAGGCUGGAUGAACACCUUGCUGGGGUCGCUUGACCCCUGUGCUCUUUCCUGCCAUGGCAGGAGGUCGGACUUGAUGAUCUGUCAAGGUCCCUUCCGACCCUACAAACUAUGAAACUAUUGAAACAAUAACAAACUUAACAAAAAAAAAGUUCCUUUCUGUGAACAGGGCCAGAAAAAGCAGUUUCCCAAUCUGACUCAGGUUUAAAGCCAGCCAAAUUCUUGAACGUAUCUGUCCACACACACUUUGCUAGGUUUAAGGACUCAUGAGUUGUUUCUUUUCACUGUCACUCUUUUCUGGACAAAGGGCCUUCUUUUCACAAGGUUUCUUUUUAGUUUAGCUAAGGGCAACGGUCUUUGCUUUACUGUCACUUUUUAGAAGGCAGCAGAGUAGAAAUACGUCUUACAAACUAACUGAAUCACAGAUGCAUAAGCUUUCCUAUGCAUCUGAUUCAGUGGAUCUGUAAGGUAUAUCUCGACUCUGCUUUCUGCAUGAUUUCAGCCUAACAUUGCUAAGUCUCUUUUAAAAAGAAGCUAAAUACUGAAUACCAUGUCAUCACUACAUGAAAACAGUGUGUAACACCUUUCAUAAGGCUUAAGAAUAUGUAAAGAACUUUCUUCGUUGAACAGAAAAUUGAAAUUAGUUUUCAAAUUCUGGGUUUUUUCCUCAGAAGUUUUGUUUCAAGUGACUGACAAAGGGAAAAUAUGAAUCUAUAGCAUCAAAAGAUUGCAACACUUAUUUCUUCUACCACUAAUUAAAACUUGUUCUAAUUUUUUUAAGUCUAUAUGACUGCAUGCUUACAGUCUGGUGGUGAUAUUAUAAUGAGCCUUGCAAAUCUAGGGAUUUUAAGAAGGUUCACAAAAAUCGACUCAUACAAACAUAUAUGCUUCUUUGAUACCUGGACUGUAACUUAUCCUUUCUACAUUGUAUUUGUACAAUACUGGGGUUUUUUUGUGUUGUAAAUGCAUGUAAUAAGUUUUGCUGCUGAAAUGUUUACAAACAGCAAUACAGAAGUACAUUUUUCAAAUCAAGUUAUAUUAAUCAUUGAACAUUAGUUGUUUCUGCAGACAAGUGUUAGGCACACUGAAAGCAAUAUACGAAAUAUGCUCAUAUUUAUUUUUAUAUUUUAAAUUCCUUUCCCAUCUGAACUGUGCCACAUUUUCCAAUGUAGACAAAAACCAAUUUUGUGAAAAAAAUUAACAUAAAAAAACCAACUAAAACUUAGAAGUGUAUUUAAUGCUACUAAAUGAGCUUUGUUUAUUGAAAAGUGAACAAACAGUUAAAAUCCUGUUAUUCACUAUGAUUUCCUUUUACUGGCAUGAGUCGUAACAAAUACUUUGAACAGAUAUAAAAAUAUUUGUUGAAGCAUUUCUUAUCAUUUUAGAGCUUAUCCGAUACUUGCACAAUUUUUAACUUUUAAACAUUUAAAUUAACAUUUUUGUAUUUUAAAAUUACACAUUUCCUCUAAAGGAAACAUAUUAAGUUACUAUCUACACUUUUUGGUUUUUAGAAUACAAUUUAUCUUCAGAACACCAUCUAAUUCUCUAAACAAAUAUUUACUUUUGAAGAUGUAGUUUAUAUUAAGAAUUUAGUUUAGAAUAUAGUUUAAAUUAAGAGCAAAAGCAUACCUG
Messenger RNA from Alligator mississippiensis (American alligator), 8678 nucleotides. RefSeq lists its product as uncharacterized. The record is from RefSeq and is a predicted model, not a curated record. The transcript is spliced from 3 exons. NCBI's taxonomy places the organism in Eukaryota, Metazoa, Chordata, Crocodylia, Alligatoridae. The coding region runs from base 4937 to 6091 and encodes 384 amino acids.